Messenger RNA from Erythranthe guttata (spotted monkey flower), 2300 nucleotides. Its product is annotated as cactus-binding carboxy-terminal, cactin. Gene Ontology annotation, cellular component: spliceosomal complex; cytoplasm. Gene Ontology annotation, molecular function: protein binding. The record is from RefSeq and is a predicted model, not a curated record. Gene Ontology annotation, biological process: mRNA cis splicing, via spliceosome. NCBI's taxonomy places the organism in Eukaryota, Viridiplantae, Streptophyta, Magnoliopsida, Lamiales, Phrymaceae.
UUGAGAAAAUUGUAAAACAAACGAACAUAUAUAAAUCCCUAAUUCUCCCAAUUUCAGUCCUCAUUUUUUGAUUUGGGAGCGGAAUUAGGAAUUCUGCAGGCGUAGCAGCAAACCAGAAAGAACUCUGUUCUCACAAACCCCAAUUCACAACUUGUUGGCGAUGCCGUCGUCUAGCAAACGCCGACGCCGCCGCUCCUCCGACGGUUCUCCGUCGGACUCACCUUCCGAAUCCGACAGACGUAAGGACCGAAGUCGUGGCCGCCGCCGGAAUUCCGAUAGCGAUUCCGGUAAGCCGUCAAAGCGCAGCAGUAAGCGAAAGAUUACCGAGGAAGAGAUGACGGAAUACCAAGCUAAGAAGGCUCAAAAGCUGGCUGCGAAAUCUGCUAAGAAGCUGAGGUUGCAGUCGGUUUCUGGAUAUUCGAAUGAUUCGAAUCCCUUUGGUGAUUCUAAUCUCAAUGAAACAUUUGUGUGGAGAAAAAAAAUCGAGCGCGAUGUGACCCAAGGCGUUCCUCUUGACGAGUUCUCCGUCAAAGCGGAGAAGAGGAGGCAGAGAGAAAGAAUGGCUGAGAUUGAAAAGGUUAAAAAGAGAAGAGAAGAAAGAGCUAUCGAGAAAGCACAACACGAGGAAGAGAUGGCACUCCUGGCAAGAGAACGUGCUAGAGCUGAGUUCCAUGAUUGGGAAAAGAAAGAGGAAGAGUUUCAUUUUGAUCAAAGCAAACAAAGGUCAGAGAUUCGGAUACGCGAAGGUCGUACUAAGCCAAUUGAUAUACUCACUAAACAUCUUGAUCCUUCGGAUGCUUUUGAUAUAGAAAUAAAUGAACCAUACAUGGUCUUUAAGGGUUUGACUGCAAAAGAAAUGGAGGAGCUUCACAACGAUAUAAAGAUGCACCUCGAUUUAGACAGGGCAACUCCUACACAUAUGAAAUAUUGGGAGGCACUUCUGGUAGUUUCUGAGUGGGAACUAGCUGAAGCAAGGAAAAGGGAUGCGUUAGAACGUGCGAGGGUGCGUGGAGAGCAAUUACCUCCAGAGAUGAUCGGCGAAGAUAGAGGAUUGCACGCGAGCAUUGAAGCAGAUGUGAAGAGUCUUUUGGGAGGCAAAACAUACGUUGAACUAGAAACCCUACAAUCGCAGAUCGAAUCACAAAUGCGAUCUGGGACUGCCAAGGUGGUCGAAUAUUGGGAAGCUGUUCUUAAACGUCUCCAUAUUUACAAAGCAAAGGCUUGUUUGAAGGAAAUCCAUGCCAAGAUGCUGCGCAGGCAUUUGGAACUUCUAGAGAAACCAUCUGGGGGUGAAAAUAACAAGACGGAACUGCCUCAGCCGAUCGAUGAGGAGGAAUCUGAUCAAGACAAUGCUGGUGUUGUGUCCUCUCCAUUACCUGCAAUGGAUCCAGAGAUUCAUGAUGAAGAAGAAGAAGAAGACGAAAACGAAGAAGAUGGAUCGUAUUCACCCCAGCUACUGGACGAGGAUGAAAAUGAAGAUGCGAUUGACCCUGAAGAGGACAAGGCUAUCUUGGAAAGGAAACGUAUUGCUGUCAAAGAAGAGCGGCGAAUCCAAGAACUGUCUUCUUCAAGGCCUGCUCCUCCUCCUCCAGACAAUUUUGAGAGAACUGCCAUGAAAGCCAUGGGAAGCGUUGAGGAAGGUGAUGUCGUAUUCGGCUCAAAUGACGAAAUUAACCUUGACUCGCAGGUUUAUUGGUGGCAUGAUAAAUAUCGUCCAAGAAAACCGAAGUAUUUCAACCGUGUUCACACUGGCUAUGAGUGGAACAAAUACAACCAAACGCAUUAUGACCACGACAACCCUCCUCCCAAAAUAGUGCAGGGAUACAAAUUCAAUAUUUUCUAUCCGGAUUUGGUUGACAAAAUAAAAGCUCCGAUUUACACAAUUGAAAAAGAUGGGGAUAGUGCCGAGACUUGCAUUAUAAGGUUUCAUGCUGGCCCGCCUUACGAAGACAUAGCAUUCCGCAUUGUUAAUAAAGAAUGGGAGUACUCACACAAGAAGGGGUUUAAAUGUACGUUCGAAAGGGGGAUAUUACACGUGUACUUUAACUUCAAGCGGUAUCGAUAUCGUCGGUGAUCUCUCUUUUUCGUGUUUGUGUUGGUUUUUACUAUUUUUCAAUUAGUGAAAACUAUAUGAACUAGAAAAAGGGUGUUGUUAUUCUUGAUGCCUUUGUAGAGAUUACCGGUUUAGAACGUAUUGUUAUACUUGCUGAGAAAUUAACCGUCGUAUGUAUAAGUGUUUUAUCGAAUUGAAUUAUUCUAGUACCGACAAAUAAUAUGAUAAUUUGUUUAUGAUUUGGCAA